This is a messenger RNA of Amphimedon queenslandica, 1602 nucleotides long. Its product is annotated as tripartite motif-containing protein 45-like. Bases 27 to 1544 code for a protein of 505 amino acids. The transcript has a single exon. NCBI's taxonomy places the organism in Eukaryota, Metazoa, Porifera, Demospongiae, Haplosclerida, Niphatidae. The record is from RefSeq and is a predicted model, not a curated record. Gene Ontology annotation, molecular function: zinc ion binding.
AGUUAGUAGGCGGGGCCAGAAUCAAGAUGGCGUCAAAAGAAGACCUCGAACUCGUGCUCGAAAAAUAUCCUCCAAAAAAGGAAACCGAUAUUUCUGGAUCAGAGGACGAACUAGAUUCUAAGAAAGAAAUUGUAACAACUAAAGUAGAAGAUUUGACCUCAAUAACUUGUGCUGUGUGCCAGUCCACAUUUUCUGAUCCUCGACUAUUGUCCUGUCUCCACAGUUUUUGUAAGCAAUGUCUGUCAAAACUCCUUGUUCGUGGACUUAAGUUUAAUACUAUAAAAUGUCCAUUGUGCCGUAACGAGCAUUUUCUUUUACUUUCUGAAGGAGUAGAUGAUUUGAUGCCUAAUACACAAUUGGCUUCUAAAUUGGAAAGUCUUCUACAGCCAGCUCCUCAGCCAUUAUGUGGAGAAUGUGAAGAAGCAAAUGUGGUCAGCUUCUGCGAGAACUGUCACAAUUAUCUCUGUGAGCUUUGUCACCAAGCACACAAAAGAAUGGCCUCCUUUAAGAGUCACUUGUUAGUACUUCCUGAUGAAGCCAAAUCGAAACCAAAAGUAAAAGCAUUUCAGUGCCCAAAGCAUCCUUCAGAGCCUCUUACAGUUUACUGUAUUAACUGUAAGAGUGUCAUUUGUCGUGAUUGUGGUUUGUAUGAUCACAAUGGACACAAGUUUAAACCAGCCUUGGAGGUUUCAGAUCAAAUUAAAAGAUCUCUAAUAUCAAAUUUGGAGCAGCUCGAGGCUAAGCUUGAAACAUUUCAUUCCCAUUCUGAAGAAGUUACUAAAGUUGAAAAACACGUUACAGUUUAUCCUGACGAAAUGAAGUCUUUCAUUACAUAUCGGUUUGAAGAGUUACAUAAGCUCUUGGAGAAGCGAAAAGAGGCACUCCUACAACAAGUUGAUACACAAUACAAUGAUUUUUCUAAAAUGCUUUGGGUGGAGAAGGAUAUCGUUGAAACAGGUAUUUGCAAGUUAGAGGCUGGAAUUAAAUUUGCCCAACAACUUGCUGAGAGUGAUGACAAGCUGGAAGUGGCUGUGUUGGGCUCUAAAGCUCUUACAUCAAUGGAGCGAGUAAACAAAAGCUUAUCUUGGGAUCCAAAGUCCAUAAAAGAUCUUGGCCCAUUAGCAUUUGCUGCACAAGAAAAUGACUUUGACGAAAAUUAUAUAGAAAACAUUGGAAUAAUGAAGAUUUUUGGAAUCACCAUGAGCGAUGGGAGAUAUCUGGGACGGUCAUCUAGGUAUUUCCGGAAGAAUUACACAUAUUGCAUUGAAGUUAAAGCUAAAGUCGAUCAAAAAUACGCUGUCCUGUUUCCUCAAAUGAGUAUGCUGUCAUUAGACUGUAGUUGCAUAAGAGAAGGCACUGUCAUGGUUCCAUGCACUACGGAGUGUAAGCAAGAUAAAUGGGAGGUUACGUUUCAGACUAAACAUCCUGGGAGAUACACUAUGGAAGUCAUUUUGAAAAUAAAAGCUGACAAGUACUGCAAAGAAGUUAAAACAUUUGAAAUUAAUCAUGAACCUCGCAACUAUUCUUAUGAUCAUUACUUUUAGUAUUUAAAAAAGAUAUCACCAGAACGAGAUGAUGUUGAACUUGAUUCAUUAAAUAUAC